Panicum virgatum (switchgrass) is the source of this 2062-nucleotide messenger RNA. RefSeq names its product zinc finger MYM-type protein 1-like. Bases 272 to 2062 code for a protein of 596 amino acids. The record is from RefSeq and is a predicted model, not a curated record. Lineage: Eukaryota; Viridiplantae; Streptophyta; Magnoliopsida; Poales; Poaceae. The transcript has 4 exons.
GGUGGCCGGGCGGCCGGCGGACCUACACGACGCGAGCGCCGAGCGCGGGAGUGCCAGACUGCCAGGGCCGCACGCAGCUUUGGAGCACGGGGAGCCGCCAAGCCGGGCCGCCGGGGAGCAGCCGAGCAGCCGAGCAGGCAAGCAAGCUGCAGCAGUCAGCACGCAAGCGGCAAGCAACCGGCAAGCCAGCAGGCAGACAGAGCCAGACAGCCAGUGAGUCAGCAACGGAGCAACCGGCGACUAGAAGCAAUAGCUGGAUAAGAAUUACAAAAUGUCAAAAAGGACAUUAUUCAACUAUUUUUCAAGUGGUAGCAGUAAUACUCCAGAAAAUGAUGAUAACGCAAGACAACAGAAAAUGACAAGGGUAGAGUUUUGGUGCUCUGAUAUUAUUUGCGAUCCAGGAAAGCGAAAGCCAAUAGAUGAAUAUCCAUUUGCAAUUAGAGAUCAAGUGAAAAGGGCAUAUGUUUUGAGGGGUCCAACUCAAUUAGCUAAUUAUACAUUUCCGCGCAAAUGGCAAAGUGGUGAAUGGAGAUCCUUCCAGGCACACUGGUUUGAGAGUUAUGAUUGGUUAGAGUAUAGUGAAUUAAAGGAUGCUGCAUUUUGCUUGUACUGCUAUCUUUUCUUUGAACCCGGUAAGCCUGAAAAAUUUGGGAGCAAUGUUUUUGCAAAGGUUGGUUAUGAGAAAUGGAAGAAGGCUCUGGAAAGGUUUAAUAAGCAUGCUGAUUCCAUCUCUCACAAGAAUGCUAGAGAGAAAUGUGAUGACUUCAUGAAUCAAAAGAAAAGUGUGACUCGAAAAAUUUAUAAGUAUGAUAAAGAGGAACAAGAACGAUAUGAGAUUCGUUUAUCAUCUUCUUUGGAUGUUGCAAGAUUUCUCAUAAUGCAAGGUGAGGCUUUCCGUGGACAUUAUGAGUCUUCGUCUUCUCUUAACAAGGGUACAUACUUAGAGCUUCUUGAUUGGUACAAAGGCAAAGUUGAGGUAGUGAAGGAAGCAUAUGAUAAAGGCCAUAAAAAUUGCCUGAUGGUAUCUCAUCAUAUACAGAAGGACCUAACAAAAGCAUGUGCCGAAGAAGUUAUGGCAGUGAUUAUGGAUGAGAUCCAUGGUAGAAAAUUCUCUGUGCUUAUUGAUGAGUCUCGAGAUGUAUCUAUAAAGGAGCAAAUGGCUAUGAUUUUGAGAUUUGUGAGUGAUGAAGGAAAGGUUCUAGAGAGGUUUGUUGGACUUCAACAUAUUGAGAGAUGCAUAGCUGCUGCUUUGAAAGAAGCUAUAGUUGGUAUGCUUUCUAGCCACAAGUUAAGCAUCUCUAUGCUUCGUGGGCAGGGUUAUGAUGGAGCUUCCAACAUGAGAGGGGAAUUUAAUGGUGUGCAAAAAUUGAUUCGGGAUGAAAAUCCUUAUGCUUUCUAUGUUCAUUGUUUUGCCCAUCAAUUGCAAUUAGUGGUUGUCACAGUUUCAACUUCUACUCCAUCCAUUGCAGAUUUCUUUAACUAUGUUCCUUUAAUAGUCAACACUGUGGGUGCAUCUUGUAUGAGAAAGGACACCUUACUCGCAAAACAUCAUGAUACCCUAUUGCAAAAGGUUGAGAAUGGCGAGAUUCUCACUGGAAGAGGAUUAAACCAAGAGAGUAGCCUAGCUAGGCCUGGAGAUACUAGAUGGGGUUCUCAUCUUAAAACUUUGCUUCGGAUUUUGGUGAUGUGGGAGGCUAUCAUAGAUGUCCUUGAGAUAGUAAAGAAAGAUUCCAUUAAACCAACAAGUAAUGGCGGGGCUUUUGGUCUAAUUGGUAAAAUGGAGAGCUUUGAUUUUGUGUUUAUCAUGCAUUUGAUGAUAGAAUUGUUGAGCAUGACAGAUAUUUUGUCACGCCACUUGCAAAGGAAGGAUCAAGACAUUGUUGAAGCAAUGCAUUUGAUCUUGGGUGUGAAAGAUAGUUUGCAGGAUAUGAGAGACAAUGGGUGGGAGCCAUUAUUCAAGAAGGUAAAAACAUUCUGUGAGAAGAAUGAGAUUGAAGUGCCAGAUAUGGAUAAGGAAAUAAAUGCUAGACGAACAUCUGCACGUAGAAGGCAAAAGAGAUGA